Messenger RNA from Numida meleagris (helmeted guineafowl), 5220 nucleotides. It is a transcript of the gene ARNT2, whose product is annotated as aryl hydrocarbon receptor nuclear translocator 2. Bases 214 to 2409 code for a protein of 731 amino acids. The record is from RefSeq and is a predicted model, not a curated record. Gene Ontology annotation, cellular component: transcription regulator complex; cytoplasm; nucleus. Gene Ontology annotation, molecular function: DNA-binding transcription factor activity, RNA polymerase II-specific; protein dimerization activity; RNA polymerase II cis-regulatory region sequence-specific DNA binding. NCBI's taxonomy places the organism in Eukaryota, Metazoa, Chordata, Aves, Galliformes, Numididae. The transcript has 20 exons. Gene Ontology annotation, biological process: regulation of transcription by RNA polymerase II.
GCAGAGGCGGCGCGGGGCCAUCGGACAUCUUGGGCCGCCCCGCAACGAGCGGGGAACGCCGCCGCCGCCGGGCCCCGGGGCGGGAGCAGCCCGACAGCCUCCGCGCCUCCCGCCUCGCCCACCCCGGCGCCGGCUGCCACCCCCGCCUCCUCCGCGCCGCUCAGAGCAUCCCUCCUCCCCUUUGCGUUUGUCUUAAUUCCUCUCAGAGACAAGAUGGCAACGCCGGCGGCGGUAAACCCUCCCGAAAUGGCAUCCGAUAUUCCCGGCUCGGUGGCCUUGCCGGUGGCACCAAUGGCGAGCGGCCAAGUGAGAAUGGCAGGGUCCAUGCCUUCCAGAGGAGGAAAGCGACGCUCCGGAAUGGAUUUCGAUGAUGAAGAUGGGGAAGGACCCAGCAAAUUUUCAAGGUAUGAUGGUGAUCAAAUAUCUGGUGAUAAGGAAAAGUUUGCAAGGGAGAAUCAUAGUGAAAUUGAGAGACGCAGAAGAAAUAAGAUGACGCAGUACAUCACGGAACUGUCCGACAUGGUGCCCACUUGUAGCGCGUUGGCUCGUAAGCCUGACAAGCUGACAAUUCUUCGCAUGGCUGUUUCACACAUGAAAUCAAUGAGGGGCACUGGGAACAAAUCUACUGAUGGAGCUUACAAGCCUUCAUUUCUUACGGAACAGGAACUGAAACAUCUUAUCCUGGAGGCUGCAGAUGGGUUCCUGUUUGUGGUUGCAGCUGAGACCGGGAGAGUCAUCUACGUAUCAGACUCAGUGACUCCUGUGCUCAACCAGCCGCAGUCCGAAUGGUUUGGCAGCACGUUGUAUGAACAGGUUCACCCAGACGAUGUGGAAAAGCUACGGGAGCAGCUGUGUACAUCUGAAAACUCUAUGACAGGUCGAAUCCUGGACUUGAAGACUGGAACAGUAAAGAAAGAGGGUCAGCAGUCCUCAAUGAGAAUGUGCAUGGGAUCAAGACGCUCUUUCAUUUGCAGAAUGAGGUGUGGAAAUGCUCCUCUGGAUCACUUACCUCUGAACAGAAUAACCACCAUGAGGAAAAGAUACAGGAAUGGCCUUGGCCCAGUAAAAGAAGGUGAAGCACAGUAUGCUGUUGUCCAUUGCACUGGCUACAUCAAGGCUUGGCCACCAGCAGGAAUGACUAUACCAGAAGAAGAUGCUGAUGUGGGACAAGGUAGUAAAUACUGCCUCGUGGCAAUAGGAAGGCUUCAGGUAACCAGCUCUCCGGUGUGCAUGGACAUGAAUGGCAUGUCAGUCCCAACUGAGUUCUUGUCGAGGCACAACUCUGAUGGAGUCAUCACCUUUGUUGACCCCAGGUGCAUCAGCGUCAUUGGCUACCAGCCCCAGGAUCUUCUUGGGAAAGACAUUUUAGAAUUCUGCCAUCCUGAAGAUCAAAGCCAUUUGAGAGAGAGUUUCCAGCAGGUUGUGAAACUGAAAGGUCAAGUCCUGUCUGUGAUGUACCGUUUUCGUACCAAAAACCGGGAAUGGAUGCUGAUCAGAACCAGCAGCUUCACUUUUCAGAAUCCUUACUCCGACGAGAUUGAAUACAUCAUCUGCACCAACACUAACGUAAAGCAGCUUCAGCAGCAGCAAGCAGAACUUGAAGUACAUCAAAGAGAUGGGCUGUCAUCCUAUGAUUUAUCUCAGGUGCCUGUUCCAAGUAUACCAGCCAACGUUCAUGAGGGUGGAAAGUCUGUGGAAAAGCCGGAUGCUAUCUUCUCCCAGGAGCGAGAUCCUAGAUUUGCUGAGAUGUUUGCUGGAAUAACUGCUUCAGAUAAAAAAAUGAUGGCCUCAGCAUCCACAGCAGGAAAUCAGCAGCUGUACUCACAGGGAAGCCCAUUUCAGCCAGGACAUUCAGGAAAGAGUUUCAGUUCUUCUGUGGUGCAUGUGCCUGGUGUGAACGACAUCCAGUCUUCUUCAUCAACAGGCCAGAAUCUGACACAGAUAUCUCGCCAGCUAAAUCAGAGUCAGGUUGCCUGGACAGGAAAUCGUCCACCAUUUCCAGGACAGCAAAUUCCAUCUCAGUCUGGCAAGGCUCAGUCAUCUCCCUUUGGCAUUGGAACAAGUCACACCUACCCGGCGGAUCCAUCGUCGUACAGCCCUCUGUCCAGCCCAGCCACCUCUUCUCCGAGCGGGAAUGCCUACUCCAGCUUAGCAAACCGAAGUGCAGGGUUCGCUGAAGGCGGUCAGAGCAGCAGCCAGUUCCAGGGGAGGCCAUCCGAAGUCUGGUCCCAGUGGCAGAGCCAGCAUCACAACCAGCAGAGCGGAGACCAGCACUCGCACCCGCAGCCCAGCCAGACCGAGGUGUUCCAGGACAUGCUGCCAAUGCCGGGGGAUCCAACACAGGGUACUGGCAACUACAACAUAGAAGAUUUUGCUGAUCUGGGCAUGUUUCCACCGUUUUCUGAAUAGCUCGUGAAGCAGAAAUGGAAGCUCUUCUUCAAGGCCAUCUCAGUAUAUUUUUGGCUCUGCUUUUUCUGUGUUGCAUUUCUGUAGAAGCUACUAAACCAGAAGAUGCAUUUCUCAUAUUUCAGAUAGUGGUGCAGGGCUUGUUCUCUCCUCCAUGGGGUGCGUUAGUGCUGACAGAGGAGCUCCGGCCCUUGUUAGUGUUCAUUGACAGCUCCAUUAGUUUUUUUAUUUUAUCAUCAUCUACCUCAGAGAUGAAAAACUUCGUUUGAUUUUAAAAAAAAGUAAAUCUCUGAGUCUUAAAUAUUUGAAUGUGAAUGAUACCUAAUAUUUCCUUUGAAUGGUAAUUUUUAAAUAGAUAACGCAGUAACAAAGAUAACAGAGAAAAGGUAAGGUAAUGUAUUGUUGCAGUGCCUACCACUCAAUUUCGAUGCCUUGCUUUAAGCUUAAGUUUCUGGAAGCAGAAUAUUCUGUUUUCUUUAAUUCUUGUAGAUUUUAGGUCACUUUAAAUGUGAGAUUAAGCGACAUAAUGUAGGCCUCUCUCACCAGAAGAUUCAGCUCUACCUUUUCUAACUUAAACUUGAAUGUGUGUACAUUUUGGUACUUUAUGUAUAUCUUGUGCUGUAUGAAGUGAUUUCCUGUACUGGUUUCUUUUGCCUUUUAAUAUGGUCUAUUCUGGAGUGUACUGAGAAGGCUGACAAUAUGUGGAGGCUUUAGAUAUUGCAGGAGUCUCCAUCACUUCACGUAGUGUUCUUACUUUUAAUUCAGGUGGUUCUCUAUUCAGAACAGCCAUUUACUUACAGAAGCUAUUAGUCUGUUUUUGCACUGAAUUGAGGCCUAUAUAACUCUACGUAUUUCUCACUGGCUGCUUUAAUUUCGAUUGUUCUUGCUUUCCCAAAAAUACUGCCUCAUAAAAAUGACUGUAAACACAUCAAGAUUGCAGUUUCUAUAUUAGCUGUAUUUCCUUUCUGUGAAGUACUUUUUAUACUGUGAAACCUCACAUAUUUUAGCAGUGCAAGGUGGUGGCCUAUUACAGUGAAAUCAUUCAAGCUCAUCUGCUGCAAGCAGUGAGAUGGUUUUGUAGUGUAUACUUUUUUAGAGUUGGUAAUGGAUAUCAGUUGGACUCUUGUCCACUGCGUACACAGUGAUAACUUGAAUUUUUGCUUGGAUUCCCAAGCAGUCACUUCAAUUAAACCCUGUUAACCCUUUUCUGUUAAAUACUGAGUUUUCACCUUACAAAGUGUUUUGAGGACUGGCUAUUCUGAAUGCUGUGUGCUUUUCCCCAGACGUAAGUUCAUCAUCCUUCCUCUAGAGCUAGUCAUCUGCCAUAUCCAUUCAUCACAAAUGUGCUAGAAUGUUUUUUAUUUGUCAUCUCAUACAUAUGAUGAGUUACAAGAGACUGGGUUCGUAAGCUCAACCUUUUCAUCCAUUUCUUUUGGGGUGGGAGAAGGAAUUGCCCAAAAAGGACAAGGAGCCUGGAGUUCCUGCAUGCAGGUUUUAUGCAACCUUUGAGGUUGAAAGGUGGAAGCGAGCCUUUGGGAAGGAGUAGGGUGAGCUUCCCAGAGCCUUUGCUAUAUUCACGAGCUAUCAUGGACCUUGAAAUACGAACUCCCUUCUAAGAUCCCAGUGUCCACAGCCCCCCAUCUAGAUCCUGACGUCCACAGCAAUUCAUAGACUUCACAGCACUACGGUCCAGCUUCUCCUAGCUCCUCUUGAAUCAUGGGUUGUGUUCCAAUGGGAAGGACUGUGUACAUUACUGUAGUCCAUUUUGCCAGGAUAACAUCUUGGAAAGGCGGGCAGGCCCCUGUCCUGCAGCUUGCCCUGGCAUCAGUGCUGAAAGGCAGUGGAGGCUGCUGGGCCAGCAGGGACACAGGGACCAUGGGGUGUUUUUCCACCUGACUUUGCUUCCCCAGCCCUCAGGCAGAACAGCAUGUAGUUUUCAGUAUGCAGGAGGAGCCUUUUGUACUUUCUCUCUUGUCAAGUCUGGGACCAAUCUCUUACCCUACGUGCAAAUGGGGCAAGAGACACUCUUUUUUAGGAAAUUUUUUAAUAUAUGUAGAUGCAGUAUUGCAGAGGCCUCAGGUCUCCUGGUCUGUACUUGCCUCACCAAAAUCACACUGAAAACAAACAAAAAAAUCCUAUCUCUUCUCACCCAGAGAUAGGGAAAGUACCUUCUUAGGUGAGCAAGCCAUGCACUUACGCACAAUUCAUUUGAAUACAUGAAUGUUAUUUCUCUUGGAGCCUUCUCCCUUUCCACCCAUGCUGCUUGAGAGAAUGGCUGUUUGCAGAAUUACAUAAACGAAGCUCUGCUGUCCUCAGAGAGAAGCUCACUGUUUCUGAUAAAGAUAACCUGGUGCAGUGUGGGCUGGGGGGAGGCAGGGUCAGCAUUUGCGCACUUCGGUAGGGAGCAGCAGUCUAUAGAAUCAGAUCACGAGGGAGAGAGCAGCAGAUGAGCAGUUUCUAUCUCUGUGCAGAAGAUGCUGGAGAUGAUACAUUUUGGUUCUUCUAGAAUUUUUAAAAAGCAUUAGCCUGCAAAGUGAAAAAUGAAUCAAAAAAUGCUAUUGCUCUGUUUUAUUUUACCCGACGGACGGUUCUAAGAAUAUUUAUAAUUUGUUCUUGUUCCUGAAUUCAAUCUAAAAAUAAGAUGUAUGCAGUUGUGUUUAUCCUAAUAUCAGCAGUGAUGACGCCAUCCUAGAAUCACAGAGUGGCUUAGGUUGGAAGAGACCUCAAAUAUCACCCGGUCCCAACCCCCUGCCAUGGGCUGGGUGCCCCCAGCAGACCAGGCUGCCCAGGGCCCCAUGCAACCUGCCCUUGGGC